UGUCCCCGAUAGACGGCCGACUCCGUAGAGGAUGUAGGCCGCGUAUAAAAGGCGCUGGUAGGCGCUCGCAACGUCACUACCAGUGAGUGUCCACGCGCGAGAAUGGCGCGGAUUGUGUACAGCGCCUCUUUACUGCUCGUCCUGCUUGUUCACUCAGGAGCGUCCAUCAGAGUGAAGCGGCAGGAGGAUGUGAAGAAAGACGACAGUUUCGAGGUAGAGCUGUGCAAAGACAAGGACGCCGGCGAGUGGUUCCGGCUGGUGGCCGGAGAGGGCGACAACUGCAGAGACGUCAUCCAGUGCACGUCCUCGGGUCUGCAAGCUAUCCGUUGCCCGGCUGGUCUGUACUUCGACAUCGAGAAGCAGACUUGCGACUGGAAGGAUGCGGUCAAGAACUGUAAACUGAAGAACAAGGAGCGCAAAAUUAAGCCGCUGCUCUACACGGAUGAGCCUCUCUGCCAGGACGGCUUCCUGGCGUGCGGUGACGGAGCCUGUAUCGAGAGGGGCCUCUUCUGUAACGGCGAGAAGGACUGCACGGACGGCUCCGAUGAGAACACCUGCGACAAUGACAACGACCCGAACCGCGCGCCGCCCUGCGACCCCACCGUGUGCGUGCUGCCGGACUGCUUCUGCUCCGAGGACGGCACCGCCAUCCCGGGAGACCUGCCCGCCUCCGAGGUGCCCCAGAUGAUCACCGUCACCUUCGACGACGCCAUCAACAACAACAACAUCGAGCUCUACAAGGAGAUUUUCAACGGCAAGCGCAAGAACCCCAACGGCUGCGACAUGAAGGCUACUUUCUUCGUGUCGCACAAGUACACCAACUACUCGGCCGUGCAGGAGAUGCACCGCAAGGGUCACGAAAUCGCUGUACACUCUAUCACGCACAACGACGACGAGCAGUUCUGGAGCAACGCGACCGUGGACGACUGGGCCAAGGAGAUGGCGGGCACGCGCAUCAUCAUCGAGAAGUUCGCCAACCUCACAGACAACAGCGUGGUGGGCGUGCGCGCGCCCUACCUGCGCGUCGGCGGCAACAACCAGUUCACCAUGAUGGAGGAGCAGGCCUUCCUGUACGACUCGACCAUCACGGCGCCGCUGUCCAACCCGCCGCUGUGGCCGUACACCAUGUACUUCCGCAUGCCGCACCGCUGCCACGGCAAUCUGCAGCACUGCCCGACGCGCAGUCACGCCGUCUGGGAGAUGGUCAUGAACGAGCUGGACCGCCGCGAGGACCCGCAGUUCGACGAGUACCUGCCCGGCUGCGCUAUGGUCGACUCCUGCUCCAACAUCCUCACAGGUGACCAGUUCUACAACUUCCUGAACCACAACUUCAACCGCCACUACAACAAGAACAGGGCGCCCCUCGGCCUGUACUUCCACGCUGCGUGGCUGAAGAACAACCCCGAGUUCCUGGACGCGUUCCUCUACUGGAUCGACGAGAUCCUGGAGUCUCACAAGGACGUCUACUUCGUGACGAUGACGCAGGUGAUCCAGUGGAUCCAGAACCCGAGGACCAUCCAAGAGGUGAAGAACUUCGAGCCGUGGAGGGAGAAGUGCGUGGUCGAAGGCCGCCCCGCCUGCUGGGUGCCGCACUCGUGCAAGCUGACCAGCAAGGAGCUGCCCGGCGAGACCAUCAACCUGCAGACGUGCGUGCGCUGCCCCAACAACUACCCGUGGGUCAACGACCCCACCGGCGACGGCUUCUUCUAGGCCGCGCGCGGCCCCACCGACGCCGACGUCGACGCCGCCCAUCGUUCCUCGGCCGCUGGCGCCGCCGUGCACCUCCUGCCCCCGCCACGCCCGGCGCGCCAACGGCGAAUCGCAGACUCUCGCCGCCAUUCUUCAUCGUGUACUGCCUUCGCUGCUUGUACUCGGCGGAAGCGAACUCACAUCUCACUCAGUUGAAGUUCACUUUAAUAAACACGUGGUCCACUAGCAGUAAUACCCUCCUGUAUUUUGUUUUUGUUUUCGAGAGAAGGACACAGAGAAAAUGAACAGUGGUCCCGCCUACUCCUUACGUUCGGAAAGGUCGUGAUUGGCUCCAUUCUCUCUGGUAGGCCGCAAUCCACGCCGGAGCAGGGGACGGUGGAUUGCGUAUCAGCGAUCGUGAUGACUGGUCAGCGCCAUCUCGCUUGCCGAAUGUAACAUUCUGCUGCGCUUAUCAUCACACAGUUGUGCGAGCAGACGAUACGCAAAAAGAAUAAAUCGCUCACUUUUGGACAAAAGAAAAUGUAUGAAAAUAUGUAAUCUACUCAUUUGUUUGUUGUUACCUGAUUGUUCCAUUAUUUUCGUGAUGUACUUGUAUUUUAGACGUACGUACUGAAUAAAUUAAUUUCUACACCA
Schistocerca cancellata (South American locust) is the source of this 2343-nucleotide messenger RNA. It is a transcript of the gene serp, whose product is annotated as chitin deacetylase 1. Gene Ontology annotation, molecular function: chitin binding; protein binding; hydrolase activity, acting on carbon-nitrogen (but not peptide) bonds. The record is from RefSeq and is a predicted model, not a curated record. Lineage: Eukaryota; Metazoa; Arthropoda; Insecta; Orthoptera; Acrididae. The coding region runs from base 103 to 1710 and encodes 535 amino acids. Gene Ontology annotation, biological process: carbohydrate metabolic process. Gene Ontology annotation, cellular component: extracellular region. The transcript has 7 exons.